AUGGCAACCAGUGGAGACCCAGAGGAGGAACAGGUAGUCCCAAGUGAAGAGGAUGAAGCUGAUGUAAGGGCAGUGCAGGCCCGGUACCUCCGGAGCCCCUCCCCAAGCCAGUACUCAUUGGUCUCAGAUGCAGAAACAGAAAGCAUUUUCAUGGAGCCCAUUCACCUCUCCUCAGGCAUUGCAGCCAAGCAGAUCAUCAAUGAAGAACUCAAGCAGCGAGGGGUCAGAGCAGACUCAGAGUGCCCAGGCCUGCUGGAAUCUGCUGAGCAGCUGCUGGUAGAGGACCUGUACAACCGCGUCAGGGAGAAGAUGGACGACACUAGCUUGUACAAUACCCCCUGCGUCUUGGACCUGCAGCGGGCCCUGGUCCAGGACCGCCACGAGACCCCCUGGAAUGAGGUGGAUGAAGUCUGGCCCAAUAUCUUCAUAGCUGAGAAGAGCGUGGCUGUGAAUAAGGGGAGACUGAAGAGGCUGGGGAUUACCCACAUCCUGAAUGCUGCUCACGGCACGGGUGUUUACACUGGGCCGGAAUUCUACACUGGCCUGCAGAUCCAGUACCUGGGUGUGGAGGUGGAUGACUUCCCUGAAGUGGACAUCUCACAGCAUUUCCGGAAGGCUGCUGAGUUCCUCGAUGAAGCCCUGCUGACUUAUAGAGGGAAAGUCCUGGUCAGUAGUGAGAUGGGCAUCAGCCGGUCAGCAGUGCUGGUGGUCGCCUAUCUGAUGAUCUUCCACAACAUGGCCAUCCUGGAGGCCUUGAUGACUGUGCGCAAGAAGCGAGCCAUCUACCCCAACGAAGGCUUCCUGAAGCAGCUCCGGGAGCUCAAUGAGAAGUUAAUGGAAGAGAGAGAAGAGGAUGAUGACAGGGAAGGUGGAGAAGAUGAGGCCAGGGAGGGCACGGAUGAGGGGAGCAUACUUGGGGCCAGAGUGCAUGCCCUCACAGUGGAGGAGGAGGACGACACCACCAGCCACCUGAGCGGCUCCUCUUUGGGAAAGGCCAGCCAGGCCUCCAAGCCCCUCACCCUUAUUGACGAUGAGGAGGAAGAGAGGCUGUAUGAGGAAUGGAAAAAGAGGCAAGGCCACCCCACAGGCAAGGUCCCCCAGGGUGGGGAUGGCCAGAGCUCAACUUCCUCUGGCCAGGGCAGGGAGGAGCCUGAGGAUGAGGAUGUGGAGAGCAUUAUCAGGGAGUGGCAGUGUCGAAAUGAGCGAUACCAGGCAAGACGGCACCAGAGGUGGGGCAGGGAGGAGGAAGAGGAGGAGAGUGAGACUGGCUCCUUUGUGGGGAGAAGAAGGAGGCACACCCUGAGUGAGAGCAGCACCUCAGAGAGCGUUAGCAGCCAUGACAUACGAGUCCUGAAGCAGCAGCUGGAGAUGAGCAGCCAGAAUCGAGCUGGGAGGCGUCGCUCUGACUCUGUGUCCACGGAGAGCACCUGGGACAUGUGGAACCAGAGGCUGCUGGAGAUUGAGCAGGAAGCCUCCCGGAAGUACCACUCCAGGAGCAAGAGAGAGGAGGUGGACACAAGCUCAGAGGCAGGGAGCAGGGUGCGAGAGGAUGAUGAGGAGAGUGUGGCCUCGGAGCCUAGCUCCUUCUAUAACUUCUGCAGCAGGAAUAAGGACAAGCUCACUGCCCUAGAGAGGUGGAAGAUCAAGAGAAUCCAAUUUGGAUUUCACAAAAAAGACUUGGAGGCAAGAGAUGACAGCAGUGAGCAAGGGUCAGAGGAGGCAGAGGGGGAGAAGAAGAACCUCUCUGAUGUCAACCUGACAGCCUACCAGGCCUGGAAGCUGAAACACCAGAAGAAGGUGGGAAGUGAGAACAAGGCGGAGGUGGUAGAGCUCAGCAAAGGGGAGGACUCGGCCUCAGCCAAGAAGAGGCAGCGGAGGCUAGAGCUUCUGGAGAGGAGCCGGCAGACACUGGAGGAGAGCCAGUCCAUGGGCAGCUGGGAGGCAGACAGCUCGGCGGCCAGCAUGAGCAUCCCCCUGUCUGCAUUCUGGUCUGCAGCACCCUCGGUCAGUGCUGAUGGAGACACAGCAUCGGUACUCAGCACUCAGAGCCACCGCCCCCACCUAUCUCAGGCCACAAGCAACAUAGCGGGAUACUCUGCCUCCAACCCUACCACACCCCUGCCUAAUCUGCCACUGGGACCUGGAGACACCAUCUCCAUUGCCAGUAUCCAGAACUGGAUUGCCAAUGUGGUCAGCGAGACCCUUGCCCAGAAGCAGAAUGAAAUGCUGAUGUUGUCCCGCCCACCGUCAGUUGCAAGUCUGAAGGCAGUACCACUGGCUAGCUGCCUAGCAGAUGACCAAGUCUCCAUGCUCGGUAGACAGAGCAGCUCCUCCCUGAGUGGCUGCCUGCAGCCUCAGAACCAGACUAGACCCAGCUCUGACACGCAAUCUGUGCUGUCCUCCAACACCAUGCUGAGCUCUAGAGUUGAGGGCACGGGAAGUAAAGUGAAGGGGACCAGCAAGCCUAUCUAUAGUCUCUUUGCAGACAAUGUGGACCUAAAGGAGCUUGGCCGGAAGGAGAAGGAGAUGCAAAUGGAGCUCAGGGAGAAGAUGUCCGAGUACAAAAUGGAGAAGCUGGCCUCAGACAACAAACGCAGCACCCUUUUCAAGAAGAAGAAGGUCAAAGAAGAUGAGGAUGAUGACGUGGGUUACCGGGAUGAGGACACUGACAGUGCCAUAGGAAGCUUCCGAUACUCUUCCCACAGUAAUUCCCAAAAGCCUGAAACAGAUACUUCUUCCUCCCUGGCUGCAUCUGAUAGUUACGAAAAUGACAACAGAGCUGACAAAGAGACAGAUUGCAGUAUUAAUAAGUGGCUCAGUGGCCUCAGGACAGAGGAAAAAUCUCUUCCCCAAAGUGAUUGGUCUGGAAGCUCCAAAGGGAAGUAUACCAGAUCCUCCAUGCUCCGAGAGACAGAAUCUAAAUCCUCCAGUUACAAAUUCUCCAAAUCCCAGUCAGAGGAACAGGAUACCACCUCCUACCAUGAGGCAAAUGGCAACUCUGUAAGAAGCACUUCUCGGUUUUCUUCUUCUUCCACCAAAGAGGGCAGAGAGAUGCACAAGUUCUCCAGGUCAAUGUUCAGUGAGACCUCAAGUUCUCGAGAGGAAAGCCCAGAGCCCUACUUCUUCCGCAGGACCCCUGAGCCCUCUGACGGGGAAGAGUCACCUGAGCCACGGCAUAGAAAUUGGACCAGGCCCAGGGAUUGGGAAGAUGUAGAAGAAUCAACCAAAUCGGAUUUUUCUGAAUUUGGAGCCAAGAGGAAGUUCACACAGAGCUUCAUGAAAUCUGAGGAGGAGGGAGAAAAAGAGAGGAUGGAAAACAGAGAGGAAGGGAGGUUUGCAUCAGGGCGGCGGUCCCAGUAUCACAGAAGCACUGAUAGAGAGGAAGAGGAAGAAAUGGACGAUGAAGCCAUUAUUGCUGCUUGGAGACGUCGACAAGAAGAAACCCGGACUAAGUUACAGAGAAGGAGGGAGGAUUAA
This is a messenger RNA of Orycteropus afer afer, 3477 nucleotides long. It is a transcript of the gene STYXL2, whose product is annotated as serine/threonine/tyrosine interacting like 2. Gene Ontology annotation, cellular component: cytoplasm. Gene Ontology annotation, molecular function: protein tyrosine/serine/threonine phosphatase activity; MAP kinase phosphatase activity. Gene Ontology annotation, biological process: negative regulation of MAPK cascade; protein dephosphorylation. Lineage: Eukaryota; Metazoa; Chordata; Mammalia; Tubulidentata; Orycteropodidae. The transcript has 5 exons. The record is from RefSeq and is a predicted model, not a curated record. The coding region runs from base 1 to 3477 and encodes 1158 amino acids.